AUGUUCACCGACUCCGCCGCGCGCACCUCACUCGCCUUUGAGGACGCCCUCCCUGACGAACCGCAGCUCAACGUCAAGCGACGCGAAAUAUGCCAGGCCUUUCAGCACGGCAAGUGCCGCCACGGCGCGGCCUGCCCAGAGCGGCAUGUUAUCUCGCAGUUCAAGACGAUGCGUCUGGAGGUGUGUCAGCACUGGCUGCGUGGUGCCUGCGUCAAUGGUGAGAACUGUCUGUACCUGCACGAGUAUGAUGACCGGUAUGUGCCGGUGUGUGCUUUCUACCAGCGCCUAGGCGACUGCACGAACCCGGAGUGUCCCUUUCAGCACGUCAUAAAGGUGGAGAAGCAACCGGAGUGUGCCGCUUACCGCCGUGGUUUCUGUCCACUUGGGCUGCAGUGCCAUCUCCGACACGUGUUUCGCCCGGCAUGCCCGUUCUACAUGGCGGGUUUUUGCCCACUAGGCCCAAGGUGCACCAUGGGGCAUCCCAUUCAAGAGCUGUACAACCGUAAUAGUGUGUCGGAGCGCCUGCGACAACGCAUGCUGAUUGAGCGCGCGGAUGACCCAACCUUCAAUAAGAACGCCACGUGCUACCGUUGCUUUGACCCUGGUCACUUGUCCCCAAACUGUCCAGGCGUGCAGAGCGGCCUCCUUCGACAGAUGCUCAUGACAGUGCAGGAGCCAGGAGAGCAGCUUUAUUUUCAGAGCGACGGGCGGUCUUCACGCAAGUGUUGUUUCUUUUGCGGAGAGGAGGGUCAUGAGGUGCGGGAUUGCCCGAAGAAGCCAAAGAGUCAUCAGUGGCACGGCAACAGGCGUUCAUAG
Messenger RNA from Trypanosoma rangeli, 816 nucleotides. Its product is annotated as cleavage and polyadenylation specificity factor 30 kDa subunit. Bases 1 to 816 code for a protein of 271 amino acids. The record is from RefSeq and is a predicted model, not a curated record. The transcript has a single exon. Gene Ontology annotation, molecular function: zinc ion binding; RNA binding. Lineage: Eukaryota; Euglenozoa; Kinetoplastea; Trypanosomatida; Trypanosomatidae.